Molecule: messenger RNA, 234 nt
Organism: Ambispora leptoticha
Lineage: Eukaryota; Fungi; Glomeromycota; Glomeromycetes; Archaeosporales; Ambisporaceae
Source: the annotation of a GenBank genome assembly
UGUUGUGCAGUAUCAGCUCAGUGUUGAUUUCGGUAGUGAUAGUUGCGCUUGUAGGGAUUCCAAAAGGUGUAGAUAACAGUUGGUUAACAAGUGUACAAGCAUGUGGUACUACAGUAAUUAGUGUUAGCAGUGCUGUCAGUAAAGCUUUUCUUUUAGAUGGCCAGGUUAGAUUUGAGAUUUGGAAGUCAAAAGGUGUGUUGGUUAUUGUCCAGCAGGCUAUGGGGUUGGUGUUGG